Diaporthe batatas is the source of this 904-nucleotide messenger RNA. RefSeq lists its product as uncharacterized. The transcript is spliced from 2 exons. The record is from RefSeq and is a predicted model, not a curated record. NCBI's taxonomy places the organism in Eukaryota, Fungi, Ascomycota, Sordariomycetes, Diaporthales, Diaporthaceae. The coding region runs from base 131 to 769 and encodes 212 amino acids.
CAGCCUUCCUCGUUAAGCCUCGACGAGUAUCUAUAUAAGGCACUACAUCGCUCCACUCUUUCUCACUGUUGUCUUGAUUGAAAAUAAGAUCUGAAAGACCUGAAUACGGCACUCAAGUGAUUCGACAAACAUGGCGACGGCACUGAGCCCGGAGCGUGAUGAAGCCCGCGAGACCCUGCUCUCAGUCUUAUGCACCAAGGACAACUGGACACCACAAGAGACCGCCCUGUACACAUCUAUUGCUUUCCGCGAGGAUGGCGUGGGAUUUCUGAAGUUUUCAAACGAUCAACCCGGUGCUCUCCUGGCGUGCGAGUUUUCCUGGGAAUUUGGGGAACCGACGACAUCACAGAUGCUCGUAGAUACCCGACAAAAGGAUCUCGAGGACAGCUUGCGCACACGCCAGCUCGGCAGAUUCCGAAUAGAUGUCACGUUGCGCGAUUGCCAACCGAGAGAAGAAUUCGGCUGCAGCAAGGAGAUGGACAUCAAGGAAGCUAUCUCGCGUCGUCUGAAGGAGACGGCCUUUGAGGAGGAAAGCUUUUUCGUCCGUCUUGAGGUCGGCAACUUUUCACCAGACAGUGACACUAGCCUGCCGGGCAGCGAACAAUACGGCAGGACAAGAUGGGCUCUUCGACUUGCCUUUGAUAGGUCCCCCGCUCCGUCACGGGAGAAAUGGCAUGACGGCUUUCAAGGCAUGCUGGAAGCUAUGAAUCUUGAGAGCGAGACGAACUGGUUUAGCCGGAAGCUGGACGGGAGUUGGACGGGUAUGUGAGGUAGUGAAGUUGGUAAAGUUCAUAUGUGCCGGGAGUACACGUUUCAAGAGAUCCAAGUGGGGAUGAAGACACAAUGCAAUGGGCACACAUCCCUUCUGUCAACCUCUUCUAAUUUGAAAUUAAAAUUUUCUUUA